Messenger RNA from Marchantia polymorpha subsp. ruderalis, 4316 nucleotides. The record is from the annotation of a GenBank genome assembly. NCBI's taxonomy places the organism in Eukaryota, Viridiplantae, Streptophyta, Marchantiopsida, Marchantiales, Marchantiaceae.
GGGGUGGGGGUUGGGGAGGGGGGAGGGGGGAGGAAUUCUACAGUGCGCUCGAACCGACUGACAUAUCGUCCAGAUGUCACGGUAGAACUUCGAAAUUACUGCAUGAGCUGAGGUGGUAGCACUCUUGGGCAAUUUGUCGAUUCUCAAUCAAGCAUGCAGGAGGGGGGAGCCUGCCAUGUAUAUUUCCAGGAGAUUGGUUCCGAUCUCGUCAUGAUUGAGCUCUGAAUCUGCGCUGGCUGGCGAGCUAUUGUCUUUAAAAAAUCUCCAUCGAAUUCCAGAGAGCAAGACGACAUUCUCAGGUUGAGAGCACAUAAGCUCAUCUCAACCGCAACACUGUUCUACAGCUCUUCUGUCAGCCUCAUCAUACUGGCACUGAAUUAUGGGCACUGCUGGCAUGAGGUAACCAUCGACACCUGCAAGUCAACAUCCUCCCAGAUUCACAUCACACCCCACAGGGUGAAACAAAUGGUUUCAGCCACAGCGAAAAAGUUAAACCCCUCCCAGCUCCAUAGCAUGCCAUGGCUGUGGCAUGCCAUGCCCCAACCCAACCCAACCCAACCCGUUCUGGAAAAAACAGAUCAGACCAUGUCCAUGUCCAUGGAGCCGAACGCCCAGACCAUCUCGAGACAGCUCAACUGCCUGCCUCGUCUUCCUGCCAAGACAGAGUAGAGAGAAGACAGGGAGUACGACGUACGUAUUCUCUGAGGUUCAUUGUAGAGACUUGUACUUAGUCCAGUGCCGAUCUCUCGAUUCAAGCGCCGAUGUUUCUGUGAGCAUUGUGCGCAUGAUCUCAUCUGUCGGAUCGGCCCUGUGAGCUACAGCAGUAGUAGGAUCAGUAGCAGCAGCAGCAGCAGCAGCAAGUCGUUGAACGAACAAGCUGCUGAAUCGACAGGCAGGGCUCAGGGAUUCAGGAGGUACAGGGCAGCAGAGUAUUGUGAACGGUAUUACAAACUUCAAAUGUACGUCAUUGAAGGGCACGGAAAUCCAAUCUCUCGGGCCAAGUGCCGAUAUUUUCCAAGCCUUCGAGUGGGGAUUGGACUACUCUCUGGUGGCUCUCUCUCACCCCCACUCUUCGGGUGAGAUUCAGGGCCUCCCUGCCUCCCUCCUUGCCUCCCUUCACUCCAGGAAAUAAAGUAUUCCACCUCUACAGGGACAAGAUCCAUCCAUGCCUUUGAAAGGUGAUCUUGAUCACUGCUGCAGAAGAAGAUCAAUCGUUGGUGCCUUGUACCAAAGGUGGACUUUUCCGAGUACGUACGUACUUACUGACUGACUGCUACUGAGAGAAAGCUCUUCAUGGAAGCCGAGCACUGUUGCAAUCUCGCUGAUCUAUCUUAUGUACAAGUCCAAUGAUGAUGAUGCAGGUUAAGGCAGUAUUUAACGCUCGAAGCCCUGUCUUAACCGACCACAUUCGUCGAUGAAUUUGCAGCGACUCUUUUAAUCUCAGACUUGGUGACCGAUCAUAGAUUCUUACGACACCGAAAAGCGGAUCAGAUCACCUUACAAACUGAACCCAAUCGAGUAGUUCCCACAAUGCUCGCCUCCAUCUACGGAUCACAUUCCUUCCUCCGUCCGCCCCUUCCUUCAAUUCGUCUUAAAAGUGUCGAGGCAAGCUUUUCGUCGGUGUAAAUGUUCGUUGUGAGGAGAUACUUUAGACCAUUAAGAUCAUAUGAUAGCACCUCGGACCAUUAGAAUGCGGGACACCGAAUUCCAUUUCAAAUUUCAUGUGCUCCACUGAGAAAUCUUGACGGACACUCUACCUUUUCUUCUGUUGCAUUAACUUGCGGCCAUAAACAAUAGGCAGAAACAUGGAGUCCCGAGUCAAUAAGUUUGUCGACUGUAAUCACCGAAAGAAUAAAAGCACGGGCCUCUAUCUAACUGCCUCCUCUCCUGUUCCGGGGAUUUUGGCGGUUUCUUAUGCUGCUGAACAGUGCGAUCUAUCCUCUGAUGAUGCAGAGUCCGUCCACGAUCCACGCCACUUGGGUCCACUGCAAGGUCUCAGCAUACCAGAGCAGUAAAGUGCUCGAGUGUCUUCCUCUGCUUUACCUGACGAGUCAUUUCACUCGUCAUCUCCCGGUCCCUGCGCAUCUCAUCUCAUUUGAACACACAAUCACCUCCUUACGCAUUGCAUCUUGCUUUCCUCGGGGUUAACGAAGAGGGAGGGAGGUAAGUGAGGCAAGGGAGUCGGUUGGUGGGACAUGGAAUAAUCUCUUGAUUACAUCAGCACGGAGGGAGCUGCAGUAGCUCACAUCGAAUCGUUCUGAGCUCGGAACGGGUUUUCAGAGCACAUUAAAGCGUUGCGGUGUUUCCUGCUUUAAGCUGAUGAGGCAUUCGGAUCGCGUGCGCUUCCUGCCCGCCCACACGACUCGAGCGCAGAGGAUUGUUCCUAUUCCCUCUCUUGUUGAGGUAAGUUAAUGAAUGUGGAGCAGGUUAGUCACUGGAGUGUUGAUGGAGUGAGCAUGGAGUAAUCGCUUUGACUACAGGAGUCUGGGACUUCCUCCCGGGGCAGCUGAAUCCCCCAGGACUCGUUGACCCCAGGGCUGAAGAGUACUACGGCAAAGCGUUGCCAUGUCCUCUGCUGCUUCUAAGUGGACGAGGUCUUUCCAUGACUGACUGUCCUUGCCAUCUCAGCAGACGAACAGGUCCAACCGGAAGCCAUCUCUUCCCCGUCCCCUUCCUUCGUCCCCUCCUUCCCUCCCUCCCUCAUGAACAGAGGAAUCACUUGAAUACAGAGUUCUGCUGCAGCCUGAUUCUUCCGAGAUUCUGGACUCAGAUUCCAGGGGUUCAGAGUACAGUACAGUAGAGUGUUUCUACAUCUGCAUCUAGAGGCGAUAAAUUAUUGCGUCUUGUCGUAAAGUGCUCGAAGGGAGGGAGAGGAGGAGGAGGAGGAGGAGGCUCACUGUUCAUCCUUUCUUCUUACGACGAGAGAAGCGCUGAGCUGAGCUGAGCUCAGCUCAGCAGAGGAAGGUAUCGCAUCGGUAAUGGGGAUGAGAGAUGAGAGAGCUGAGAAGGAAUUGAUCGAUCGAUCAAUCAUUCACUCGCCUCCAUUGCAACAGUGAUCUGCAGCAUGACUGCUCGGAUUUUUUCAGAUGCUCCGUACUGCAGUUACCGCGAGGCAUGCAGAAAGGCACUGAUAUCCACUGAUAAAAUGAAACGUCGCUGAAAAGAGCCCGAUGAGGCGAGCACCAGACUCGGCAACCAGAAGACUCCAGUGAGUACGUUGUAGAACCUGAGGAAGGAGCCAUCUCUCUGUGGAAAGAAAUAUCCCGAAAGCUAGCCAUGGCGUGCCUAGGGACACGAGAUGCGAGGGAUAGGAAAAGAAAAGAUAUAGGAUCCAUAGAAGGAGACGAAAAUUCGGCGACGUAUGAUAUUGGCGAGCAGCGCUAGCAAAGCAAGACCACAAAAGAGAAGGCAAAAGAACCGACCAAAAGGUCUACAACGGGGUCUUGUUGUAGUCUGAACGUACGUUUCGAGAGAAAGAACGCCAUGUCUAGAACAAAUGUCUCUCAUCAGCUGGCCCUGAGACAGUAACAGAAGCCUUGUCAGAUGUCUACUUAUUGUGAUUUAGCCCAUAGCCCACUGGUAAUAAAGGUCAAUAAGCAGCUUUGGCUCAAUUCGGUCCAUGCUUUGGUCCACAUCUAGGACACGACUCACCUUCUACUGUAGUAGAAGAUAGACAUCAGUUCUCACAUUCCAGACCAACAACCCGAUCCAGAUCUUUUGGGUUUCCUACGGCUUCAAUCCUUCUGCAGGACUCGCAACAGUCUACUCAGGCCUUCUCAGUCCAGGUCUCCACAAGUUCCACAUCUGCAGGUGUUGCUGGUUUGUUUCGAUCAGGUUCAUGAUUUUUGUUGUGUGUAAUCUUUUGGUGAAGGGUACUCCAGAGUGAACUUUCACUCCAGAUGGUCAUUUUGGUUUUUAUUAUUAUUAUCAACAUGUGAAACCAGAUAAUGUUGCAGAAAGGCUGGGAAGACCCCAUCACUUCGUACACCGAAGACACGAAACGGGUACGAUGGUGACUAGAAGCGAGUUGUUGAGAUACGGAAACAGAUUUGCACUCUGAGUGCACAAUUGAGGUCGUUACAGACAGAAGUUUCCAAGACAGCACAUAAUAGUGCUCUUUUUACAAAGCAGUCGAGAGAAUAGGAAGGUGGCAGACUUAUGUCUGUAUCUGUAAUGCUUGCGUGAUCAGGACUGAUCUUGCAUCACAGUUUGAGUUGGAUCUGUCAAAUACCACACCGGCACAGUAAGUAAGGUGAUGGUUUUAAACUCUUGCAAACCUAAAUUUGUCCUUCUCCUUGCCUGAAUAAAACGGUUGG